Falco peregrinus (peregrine falcon) is the source of this 3721-nucleotide messenger RNA. Its product is annotated as galanin receptor type 1-like. The record is from RefSeq and is a predicted model, not a curated record. Gene Ontology annotation, cellular component: membrane. Gene Ontology annotation, biological process: neuropeptide signaling pathway. Gene Ontology annotation, molecular function: G protein-coupled peptide receptor activity. Lineage: Eukaryota; Metazoa; Chordata; Aves; Falconiformes; Falconidae. Bases 1356 to 2444 code for a protein of 362 amino acids. The transcript is spliced from 4 exons.
AAGACCUUGCAAGAAAUAUUAAGCUAAGCUUGGGAAAUCAAAGAGGUUACAAACCAAGUCAGCAAGAACCUACUUUUCCCCACGUUACUCUCACUUGUGGGUGGCUGAAGCUGCCACAGUUUCACAACCCUAGUUUGAGCAGCAUCUGUGAAAACAGUUCAGAUGAUGCCGUACACUCUCAGCAUAUGCACGUACAGAACCACAUCAGUUGACACCAAUUACCAAAUGCAAAAGAAACAUGAAGGAGUACAAACAUGAACGUUUCUCUUCACUGAUGCGAAUUUUAUUUUCCUGUCUUCUGAACAGAGAAAAGGCUUCAUGGAGCAUAUCAAGAUGUCACAAAAGCUUUGCAGUCACUAAGAAGCUUUGUAAUCGCUAGCUGAACGUUUUCUACAGUUGAAAGCGAAGAGUGCCAUAAUGAAAGCAGAUACCUUGCAGGAUGACACAUAUGCUCUUGGCAUUACUGGGCUGAAUGAAGAACUUCUUUACAGCUGGAUCAACAAGAUCCACGAAUAUUCAGGCGGUAAGGAAUUUGGGCAGAUGUCCAAGAAGUGACAGGACCACCCAGCUGCAGAAUCUAAGUCUUUCCCAGCUUUUUGUGCUGAAAACCCAACUAUUCAGAUUGCUUUGUGCUCUAAUGUGAGCACAUUAAAGACUAUGGAACAAAAAAAACCAAAAAACCUGCUCGUUGAUAAAAACCGUUAUUUUAGCGUUUUUCCUCCUCACGCAGCCAGUUCCAAUGCUGCUCCUCACAGAACUGCACACGGUAUUGCUCAGCAGCUGCUGCUUGACCUAUCCCUUUGGGUGAGAACUUGUUUUUGCUCUGCUCUUCCCCUCCCGGUGAGUAAUAACCUAUGGGGACAGAGCUGAUCAGGAGUUAUUUUCUGAAAGGAUCAGGUCACAGACAGCAUUUGGGUUUUAUGCCAAAGCACCGAUCAGAGCUGGGAAAGCAGGUACGACAGCUGCAGAUCCAGGGACUGGUGUGGGAGGGAAGCAGAAGAGGAGGGGCAUGAAGAAGCUGAGCUGCAGUGGCUCUGCCUCUGCUCCAAGCUUCCAGAGCAGCCUCAUCCUCAGCCCUUCUGGCACAGACUUUUUCUCUGCCACAUAAGCUUCUCCAGCACCAACUGCCAAACCUGUAGCUGCAAUUCCUCAGCUGCCUUUUUUGCCAGUUCCUGGAAUAAUCUGCACCAGGAUCAGACAGAGCUUGGAAGAAUCAUCUGGAGAAAAUUGCUCACAAAAGACAAAGCACUGGAAACCCCAAGCAUUCAGACUGGCCACCACUAACAAACGUAGACCUGCCCGAUAGCAGUCAGGGCUACAGCGACUGCUCCCUGCCUUCCAGGCAGCCUGUCUCCAUGGAGGAGCAGGAAGACAACUUUGUGUUUUCCUUUGGAGCCAACACCAGCAAGUGCAGCCUUGAGACCAACCAAACAGCCCCAACAUGCUGGUCAGGAGCAACCAGGGGUGGCCCAGAGGUGGUGAUUGUACCGGUGCUUUUUGGGUUGAUUUUCUUCCUGGGAAUGGUGGGAAACACAUUGGUGUUGGUUGUUUUGGGGCGUCUCCGAUCUGGGGGACGCCCAUCACGCAGCACUACCAACAUCUUCAUCCUGAACUUGAGCAUUGCAGACUUCUCCUUUCUGCUUUUCUGUGUCCCCUUCCAGGCCACCAUCUACUCCCUGCCAGAAUGGAUCUUUGGCGCCUUCUUUUGCAAGUGGGUUCAUUACUUGGCUAUGGCAACAAUGCUGGUCAGCAUCUUUACUCUGGUGGCUAUGUCUGUGGACAGAUACAUUGCUGUGGUCCACGCCAAGCGUUCACUCUGCAUCCGCAGCAAGCGUAAUGCUGCCUUUGGUGUGGGUGUCAUUUGGCUGCUGUCUCUACUCAUUGCCAUCCCUGUGGCCCAGCACCAGGCCCUCAUGAGUGGACAUCAUCAAGCACCCAACAGCUCCUUCUGCUGGGAGUACUGGGCAAACGGUUCAACAGCCAAGCAGAUAUACAAGAUUACCAUCCUGCUGGUGGGAUACCUCCUGCCCCUGGUGCUCAUCACCUGCUGCUAUGCCAAGGUUUUAUAUCAUCUCCAUACGAAAGUAAAGAACGUUUCCAAGAAGUCAGAGAGAUCAAAAAGGAAGACGGUGCAGACGGUGCUUCUCGUGGUGGCUGUGUUCCUGCUCUCCUGGCUGCCACACCACAUCAUCACGAUGUGGGCAGAGUUCGGGCAGUUUCCCCUGAACAACAUCUCCUUCACCUUCCGCAUCAUCUCUCACUGCUUGGCCUACGGGAACUCUUGCAUCAACCCCAUCAUUUACGCUUUCCUCUCAGAAAACUUCCGCAAGGCCUGCCGGCAAGUCUUCACCUGCAGGUUCUUCCUGUGGCCGGAUACCACCGAGAAACUGGUCAGGAUACGCAUGGAGAACUUCUCUACCACGCACUCAACCACUAAAAUGUAAAUUGGACUCACAAAUGCCUUUCUAGAGAAGGGGAAAGGGUGCUGUCUGGGGAGAACAGGUAUACAAGUCCAUUUUAGGGAGUUGCAGCCUGCAGCAAUGUGGACUUUGUCAGAUUACUAAGGUGGUAGGAGGCAUUCUUCCACCUGGCUGUUAGGACACUUGACAUAGCUUCUCCUAGGGUACAUUGCAAGGCACUGGGCUCUGUGCAACAGAAAUAUCUGAAUGUCCUUGCGGUGCCCAUAAGAUAGAACUCGUAUCCAGUUGCAGUUAUGCCCAUAAAGUCUAAAAUAAGUUACACAGAAGGUAGCAUAUGGACAGACAAGAACAGUUAAUUAUGUCUGUAGAGAGUCAUUAGGAAUGUGAACGAUGAGCGAUAUGACAUUUAGAGAGCACUGAAAAGCAGUUUGGGAGAAGUCAAACUAAAAAGUCUUUGAAUAUGUCUUUGUUUCUUAAACAAGUUGGACCAUAUGCAAGCUACAUACAUUUUUAGCUCAUUAGCUGCAAUAGGGUCUCUAAAUCUCCUUGAAGGCUUUGCUAUAGUAUUUAUGUAUUGGGUAGUAAAACCUUUCAUGUGAGACGUGUCAUGUGGAUGUCUGCAUUUGGUGGCUCUGUAUCAGUUUGAACGCCUGUGUGCUCAACAUAAUUACUGCUGUUAAUCACUGCCUCCAGUAACUGUCUGUGAGCAACAGUAGGAAAGUGGUGUUUCUCAAUAUACGCUUAAAAGAACUGUGGUUUUGUUGGAAAGUAAUAUUUACAAAAGGCUUUAUUGGUAAAUAUGGUGUUCUCUGAGUAUAUUUAUCCAAAGCUUUUUAUUGGUCACUUUAGUAUAUAAAUGCUAAAAUUUUUCUGGGUGGUUUUUGGUGGAGUUUUUUUGGGGAUAAACUGGUUUGAUCAACAGCAUCCAAGCAACAAUCAGUUUAGAGCAUUUGUACUUAGUUCAAGGUUAUUGUUUGUAAAUAUAUAAAGUGCAUAUUACUUCAAAAUUAAGAAGCAUAUGGCUGAAAGGACUUCAUUGUUUCACUCUGUUGUCUAAUUUGAUAGCAGUGUCCUGCAAUCCAGAUUAACCUGUCAUAGGAUUCACUGUAACAAUUCCAGAUUCAUAGACUACGUUACUGGUUUUUUAAAAGUGAGUUACAGAAGUUAAACCACAAAUUAUACAUCUAAAAACCACAACAAAAAUAUCCAAGUAAAACGUUGUAUUCAAUGAGAAGACAAAUACUUGAAGCUGGACAUGUGAGAUCCCAAGCAGCAACUUAAAUCCCUCAGAAACUUGAAAA